Molecule: messenger RNA, 3241 nt
Organism: Thunnus maccoyii (southern bluefin tuna)
Lineage: Eukaryota; Metazoa; Chordata; Actinopteri; Scombriformes; Scombridae
Product: small ubiquitin-related modifier 3
Exons: 4
Coding region: 217-582 (121 amino acids)
Biological process (GO): protein sumoylation
Cellular component (GO): nucleus
Molecular function (GO): ubiquitin-like protein ligase binding; protein tag activity
Source: RefSeq, a predicted model, not a curated record
UGAUUCGGCGCAGUGUUUGUUUCGCAAAUGAAUGAGUACCCGCACAUCCAUAUUUACGUUUAUAUGCGCUUACACGGCGCACAGUGGACGGUAAUAGAAGAGAUUAUAUCCUACAAAUCACAGACUCGGAAGAUUGUGAGAUGAAAUAUCAAUUACAUCGUGAUUAUCAUUUGCGGAUUUUUUCUUUGUCGAAACGGGACCACGUUAUGUCCGCAAAUGCCGCAACUGCAGCAGCGACAACAGAGCGCUAACAGAGGCUCCCUAGUGCUGAUUGUGACAUGCCGGUUUAAUAACUGCUCAACACGUUUGUGUCCGCAGGAGGGAGUAAAAACCGAGAACGAUCACAUCAACCUCAAGGUUGCAGGGCAAGAUGGGUCGGUGGUCCAGUUCAAAAUCAAAAGACACACACCCCUCAGCAAACUAAUGAAGGCGUACUGUGAACGGCAGGGUCUCUCAAUAAGGCAGAUCAGAUUCAGGUUUGAUGGUCAGCCUAUCAAUGAAACGGAUACACCUGCACAGCUGGAGAUGGAAGAUGAAGACACCAUAGACGUUUUCCAGCAGCAGACAGGCGGGCUCUGCUAAGCCCCUCCCACCUCAUUGACGCCACCCUCAGACCACGCCCUCAGCCAUCUUCACUGUUCUCCCCUCUCCAUCGCUCCUCUCAGCCUAUUAUUAUUAUUAUUAUUAUUAUUAUUAUUAUUAUUAUUAUUAUUAUUAUUAUUAUUAUUAUUAUUAUUUCUUCAGUUUAAAGAUGUCUGUCAUGGUUUUUCGUCAUGUGUGGGGGGGCUCCUCAGCUGUUAAUGUACCGUCUCAGCCAGGACUGAACUUUUUGUGCGUGUCAACAGUCUCUCUGCUGGCCAAUCAGGACAACCUUUCCUUCUGGCAGUGCAGGCUGUGAUUGGACCAACAGCGCGUCACAGCUGUUCCUGGUUUGUCAGUGCUUCUCUCUCUCAUUCACUCUCCAGUGAAAGCUUGGUAUCCAGUAGUUUGUCACAAUUUUCAUCCAUCGGAGCCGAAUGUGAGGCUCUGCAGUUUUUUGUCCAGGGAUCACUGUCAGUGGGCAUGAAAAUGUUUUGAGGUGGAAGCACUAUCUGAACUUAAUACACACCCGCCUUCCAUUUCACUUCACUUUCUUGUGUGUUCUUUUUGUCUAAACGGUGACUCCUGCUCUUCAGUCAAAAUGUAUUUUAAUUCUCUCUGCAUUUUAGGUGCUUUUGCUAAAGAGUUCUGCAAUGUUUUUGUAUUUUUUUUUUUUUUUUUUAAGAAAAUAACACCCAAGGGGCUUGCUGAAGUUUCUGUACAGAAGUAUCAGAGUGGAUGUUAGAUAAAUGUUGUGGGGCUUGGACCAAUACUCCAAAGACCGAACUUCUAUUUCAUAUUUAAUGUACUUGGAUCGCUCUAAAAGCAAACCGCAAGGUCAGAACGGUCACAUUUAAGGGAGUUUGCAUUGCGGUAAUGUUGUUUGCUUCCUCUUUGACUGCUAAAAAUUGAGAAAGAUUCUUUGUGGGUAUCUGCGGUACUUGCUGGUAUUCAUUGAUACAGGAAAAAUGCCUGUGUAGGGGAGGGGAAUUUAAUUUACACCAUUGAGGUGCAUCCUCAGUUGGGUGGGCACAGGCUGGUUAAGGAUAGUUUCUUGAUGUGAAAUACAUAACUUUCUUUUCUUUCCCCUAUUUUCCAUUAAAGCAGGCCAGUAGCCAGUCCCUAUGAUAUUCUUACAAGUGGCUCUGCUUGUGGGUUUUACAUUGGGUGAGGUUUGAAAGUCGAGGGUGGGCUGUGGGUGGGAAUAACUGGAAGAUGUUCCUCCGUUUUGGGGUCAGCUGUCUUAUCUCUAUUGUUUGCGAAUGUAGGCGGACGGGACAACUGAUUCUAGAUGUGCUUUGAAGCGGGGCAGCUUCCAGUUUGAGCAAUGAUAUCCAACAAAAGUCAGUAUGUUUUUGUUCUCGCGUUUUGAAGACACUUUUUACUACUAUGUCAACUGCUGAGCUGUUUGAGAUAUUGUUUUCUUGUGUGUGUGUGAAAGGCAGAAGUUGCAGACCAUCUGUGCAAACACCUUUGACUGCAGUGCUGAAAACAGUGACGAUAUCUCAAGUGGUGAUGAGUGUCUUCAAUAUUUUACAGUUUGGAGAGAGAUGCAUGCGGUUAGUUGCAUAUCGGGAGGGCAGGGAGGUCCACCAAUGGAGUUUGGGAGAUAAGUGUUCUGUGCCCACAGGGCCCUGUUUUUCGUACAUGAUUAACCAAGUUGGCUUGGUUGAUGGUUGAUGGUCUGAUGUGAGCUUGGAAUUUUCAGGUCUUUGAAUCUUGGUUAAAAUGUAUUCGUCCAUCAGCUCAAACCUGCAAAAGUGAAAGCUUAUUCUGAGUGAGUUGGGUAAUCACAAAACCUUUUUAAGUAUAUCUCAAUUAAUUUAUUUUCACAUAAGGCUGCACCUUUCUUUAGAGGCACCAAUAGAUCAGUGUUGUGAUAGUUGGACAGGUUUGAGUUACAUACUAAAAAAUACAACAAAAAAAAUGCAAUUUACAAAAAAUACAAUCAAAAUUGAGUUUGGCAUUACAUGAAUGAGUCUCGUAGACAUUUGCAGUAUUUAAAAUGAUACAAAAUAGGCUGCAAUAUUAACUGUAAUUGGCCUUGUGAAAUUAUCUUUCAGUGUGUUUAUGUUAAUGUAUUAUGCUCAGCCACAACAGAAAGGUGCUGUCCUUUUUUAAUAGUAAUUCAACCCUAAAUCAUGUUUAUCGAGCUAGAUUUUUAGUAUUCUAUACAACAAAGACAGUCAGUGCCAUUCCUUAAACAUUUAUAGAUGAAUAUUUGACAACAGCGAUUGGAAAAAUGUACUGCCGUCUGCUGUUCACUCUUCCCUCCCUCACUCAUUAAGAAAAAGCAUUUGCCUUGUACAGAAUUGUGUUGUACACAGACGUGUUUGAUCUGUAUGUGAUUACUCCUGAGAAUUUGCUUCUGCAUCAACCGAUCACAAGUAACGAUCACGGUUUCAGCUUUUCCUCUCUCGUUACUUUUUGAAAACAAUAGCAGUUAUCCAAGACAAACAAAUAAGCCCUCCACUUGCAUUUGCAAAUCUGAGCUGGACUAAGACCUCUUGAGCUGGCUAACAUAUUAGCUUGGAUUAGCUAAACUUUGUAAUGUACGAAGAACAGGGCCCAGGUCUUGUCAUGUUAUUUGUUUCUCUACUGAUUUGUACAUUAUUUGUGGUCUUUUACUACUGUAUACAAUAAAUAUAGUUUGGUACUCAGA